AUGAUAUACCAUAAUCCAAUCGUGCCGGGUUUCGCACCCGACCCAUCGGUAGUGCUCGUGGAUGGCACUUUCUACCUCGUGAACUCGUCGUUUCAUCUCUUCCCAGGGCUGCCGGUAUACGCAUCUCGGAAUCUGAAAGACUGGGUGCAUAUUGGGAAUGCGAUCAACAGAGUCGACCAACUCUCAUUGACGAGGGCAGGCGUAGACGGAUUCCCCAUCGGAGGAGGACGGAGAAUCGUGGCUGCAACAGGGCUCUUUGCAGCCACGAUAAGACAUCACAAGGAGAUAUUCUAUAUCAUCUGCACGAAUGUCUACAAGCAAGGCGAUCGACUAAACACGUCCAACUUCUACAUCACCACGCUCGACAUCUGGUCGGACCAGUGGAGCGAUCCGGUCUACUUUGACUUUGAGGGAAUAGACCCAAGCCUAUAUUUCGACGAGGAUGAUCACGUCUAUAUCCAAGGAUCGUGGCAUGCAGGCCCGCUGGGCAACCCCAUGUGCUCAAUCCGCCAGUUUGAAGUGGAAAUCUCCACGGGCAGGCCUCUUUCCGAAAUCAAGACGAUUUGGACUGGCCAUCUCAGUCAGGGUGAUGUCGAGGGUCCACACAUCUAUAAGAAGGAUGGGUAUUACUACCUUUUUGUAGCAGAAGGCGGAACAUGGCAACAUCACUGCAUCACAAUUGCGCGGUCAACGAACAUUUGGGGCCCUUACGAGAGUUAUGCGGCAAACCCAAUCUUGACUKCCGAUGGGAAAGAUGAAUAUAUCCAGCACACUGGACACGGUGAUCUUUUUCAGGAUACACAUGGUAACUGGUGGGCAGUUCAUUUGGGAAUUCGCAAUGGAGAAGGUGGGAGAGCUCCUUUGGGCCGCGAGACUUUUCUCACUCCAGUGAACUGGCCAAAGGGAGGGUGGCCUGAAAUCCAGCAGACUUCUACAUCCUUUGAGUCGGUUGAAGUUGGCAGUAGUCAAGGCUGCACUGGCCCGGAUAUAUCUAAAUCGGGAACACCAGUCGAAUACCUCCACCUUCGCAGUCCGCGUCUCUCUGACUAUACAUUCCUUGCCGGUGGAAGCAAGAUCUCAAUCGUGGCCCGAGGCAAUGACCUUUCUACAAGAAAAGGAACAGCCAGUUUUCUCGCUCAGCGCCAACGGAAUCUCACCUGCAACCCAACUGCAACAUUGCAUCUCCAGAGAGACCGGCAAGAUUCUGUGCAAACUUUGCUAAAGGCUGGUUUCUCGCUUUUCAAAGAUGACGUCCAGCAUGUUGAUAUAUACUACGACUUUGCUAAGGGCAUUGUCGAGUUGACUCAUCACGACAAAAUCAGGCAUACUACGUGCAACCCAGUCGUCGUCAGUCAGCACCCAGUAUCGAAAGAUGCCGAUCAAAUCAUCUUCGAGAUUCGUGCUACUCCGAAUGAUUACACUUUCCUCUUCCGCGGGGUCACAGCAGGCAACAAGAACCUCCCUGGGUCAACGACCGAGUGGGUUUGCGCUGGAUCUGUUGACUCUUUGCACAUGACAGCUUUAGACUUCACCGGUCCUUCUUUUGGCAUUUUUGCAUCGACAAAUAUUCAAGACCCAGAGGGCGAUGAUGAUGUUCUUGAUAGAAAGUUUCGGGACGUGAUCUUUGAAGAUUUCGCUGUGUAUUGA
Messenger RNA from Talaromyces amestolkiae, 1647 nucleotides. RefSeq lists its product as uncharacterized. Gene Ontology annotation, molecular function: hydrolase activity, hydrolyzing O-glycosyl compounds. Gene Ontology annotation, biological process: carbohydrate metabolic process. The record is from RefSeq and is a predicted model, not a curated record. The coding region runs from base 1 to 1647 and encodes 548 amino acids. The transcript is spliced from 2 exons. Lineage: Eukaryota; Fungi; Ascomycota; Eurotiomycetes; Eurotiales; Trichocomaceae.